AUGCUUGAGCCACAAAUACGGCUUCGUCAAGCAAUUAAAGAAGGGAAUUUAUUAGUUGUAAAGAGAUUAUUAAAACGGUUCCCUGAUUUAUUAGAAAAUAUAGAUUCAUCAAAUGGUUGGACUUCAUUACAUUAUGCAGCUUUCAAUGGUUGGUAUUUGAUUUGUGUUCAUUUGAUAAGUUUAGGUCAUGAUAAAAAUGAAGUUUUGAAAACUUUUAAACAAAAUACAAGUGUUCAUUUAAGUUUAAUGAAUGGUCAUGAACAAACUACACAUUUAUUAUUACAACAUUUCCCCAAAAUUUUGAAUUUAAAAGGUGAUGAAGGUUUAAACCCUUUGCAUAUUUCAUGUAUUAAAAAUCAUUUCAAAUGUGUUGAAAUGCUUUUAGCCAUUGGUGCUGAUUUACAAAUGUGUGAUGAUGAUGGUAAUAAUUCUUUACAUUUAGCUAUGAAAUUUGGUAGUUAUCAAAGUAUAAAAUUAUUAAUAAUGGCAGGAAUAAAUCAAAAUUUACAAAAUAAUAAUGGAUUAAAACCAAUUGAUGUUUCAAUGUCAUUUCAAGUGGAAAAAUAUUAUAAUAAAUUACAAACAAUUCCAAAAGAUGAAUUAAAAUAUUUUGAUGAUUUCACAUCAAAUCAAAAUACUUCAACAACAACUGCAUCAACACCAGUGAUAACGUCAAGUGGAUCUUUUUCCAAUACUUCAUCUGCAUCAAUAAGGCCAACUUUAGGUAAUAGAACACAUUCAAAUUCAUUACCCCCAUUACCAUCCGUGACAACAGCACGUCGUUCAUCAAAUGCAUCAUUAAAUACAAGAUCACCAAUUCCAAGAAGUGCAAUCUCAUUAGGUUUUAAUGGAUCAAAUUCAAAUUCAUUUACAUUUUCACCAACACAAACUUCAUUCAAUAUAAAACCUCCACAACCAAAUUUAUCAAAUUAUCAAAUUCAUUCAGGUUCAAAUUCACCAGUUUUAGUAUCACCAAUUUCUGGAUUAGGAGUUUUCAGUUCAUCUGGAGGUUCACAACUUGCUCAAGAACAAGGUCAAGGAUCACAAGGACAAGGAUCACAACAAGGUGAUCGUCUUACAAAUACUAUAGUGGAAGAAGGACAAUCUGGAUUAGUAAAUUCUCAUUCAUUAAGUUCAUUCCCAUCAAUGUCAAGUCUUAAUUCUGGGAAACAAACACCAGAACAACAAUCAUUAACAAAUUAUCCAGAAAAAUUUAAUUUAAAUUUAAGUGGUGGUGGUAGAACAAGAUCAUCAACAAAUCAAUCAUUUAAUUCAUAUCCUCAACAACAACAACAACCUUCACAAAAAUCAAGAUCAAAUUCAUAUAGUUCAAUGAAGACAAAAUCUAAAGAACCUGGUAAAAUUUCACCACCAAAUUCAUCAGGAAAUUUAUCAAGAACAUCAACAACAACAACAGAUCAAGAUCAAGAUCAUGUUUCAUAUUUAGAACGUAAAGAAUCUCAAGGUUCUUUCAAUAGUUCAUUACAAAAUAUGAAUCAAAUUAGUCAAGUUAAUACUGGUAAUACAGGUAAUUCAACAAGUUCAGUAUUAUCAGGAUUUUUCGAUAAUGAAGGAUUAAGAAAUAAAUUAAAUAAUAAAUUAGAAAAUGUUUCAUUAGAAUUUAGGAAUAGAUCAAAUAGUGCAGUUAAUGGAGUUAAAAGAGGUGGUAGUGGAUUAUUAGAUAUUCCAAUUGCAAGUCUUAGAAGGAAAGAAUGA
Hansenula ciferrii is the source of this 1716-nucleotide messenger RNA. RefSeq names its product Ankyrin-1. The coding region runs from base 1 to 1716 and encodes 571 amino acids. Gene Ontology annotation, molecular function: protein binding. The record is from RefSeq and is a predicted model, not a curated record. NCBI's taxonomy places the organism in Eukaryota, Fungi, Ascomycota, Saccharomycetes, Phaffomycetales, Wickerhamomycetaceae. The transcript has a single exon.